Molecule: messenger RNA, 5354 nt
Organism: Melospiza georgiana
Lineage: Eukaryota; Metazoa; Chordata; Aves; Passeriformes; Passerellidae
Gene: SPEF2
Product: sperm flagellar 2
Exons: 34
Coding region: 18-5210 (1730 amino acids)
Biological process (GO): sperm axoneme assembly
Cellular component (GO): sperm midpiece; manchette
Molecular function (GO): protein binding
Source: RefSeq, a predicted model, not a curated record
CGCGGGUGCCUCUCGCCAUGUCCCAGAUCCUGUGCGAGUGGCUCAACCGGGACGUGAAGCUCUCCCGGCGCAUCGUUCCAGGAUCAUUUCCAGAAGAAUUUUCUACUGGCUACCUCCUAGGAGAACUUCUGCACAAAUAUGGUCUUCAGGAUGACUUCAAACAAUUUUCACAGAACAGAGGUGCAGAUGCAAAAAUUAACAAUUUUUCUCGCCUGGAACCCACACUUCACCUCCUUGGUGUGCAAUUUAAUGAGAAUAUGGCCCAAGACAUCAUGACAAGACAGCAUGGGGCUGCGACAAAGCUUUUAUAUGAAUUGUAUAUUGCUUUAGAAAAAAAGAGGAAGGCAAAGCUCACUGGAGUAGUCGUGGGAGCAAUGAGACCUGCAGCAACUGCAAAGCUUAGGUCUACUGAGAGUAGAAAUCAAGAGCAUUACAUAGGAAGGAGACAAAAUGAAAUAUUGGCCAGGAUUCAAACAGCUGCUAUACAGAUUCAAAAACAACCAUCAAGACCCACCAUAAAGUCUUCUGAAGCCAAAAGAAUCUUAAAGAAGAAAAGGGAAGCAGAGAACGUAUACAAGGAGAUAGAAAAGUUUGAGAUGUCUAUGACAGGAAAUGUCUCUGCAGUACCUGGCCAUGUGACCAACAGUGAUAUGCAAGAAUUGCAAACACAGAAGUUUCGAGAAGCAAAUCUAGAAACUAUACCAGCGACAAGAACUGAGCUGUUAAAUAUUUAUUCAGAUGAUGAAUAUUUAAGGAAAAUUCAAAAACGUGUACAGGAAGAUACAUUUGCUAGAGAGCAACGAGCAAAGAGACGACGAAAAAUGCUUGUGGAUCAGUUAGCAAUACAUGAGAUUCAAGAGAAGGUUUACCGGGAGGAGCAGCUCAUUUACAGGCUAAUGAAACAAUCUCAGCAUGAGCGAAGGAUUGCUGCUCAACUCAUGCACGUUCGGCAUGAAAAAGAGGUGAUAAGGCAAAACAGAAUUUUCAGGGAAAAGCAAUAUGAAGAAAGACGGCGGAAGGAGUUCCAGGAAGCCCUUGACAGAGAAGCGGCUCUUGCAAAGCAAGAAACUAUAGAUAAUGAAGAACAAAUAACCAGAGAAAGAAAAUACCAUGAGAAAAUUGCUGCUGAAAGAGCUCAAGCACGCUAUAAAAAGCAUUAUUCUAUGUGUUGGGAAAUGAUAGACCAAAUCAUUGAUAUAUCGACAAAAGUAGGAGAAUAUCGUCAACUGACAAACAACCGUGUUCCACUUAAACUGAUGCUGGAUUGGAAGGAACUUUUUUUUAAAGGAAAACCAAUAUAUGAACAAGCCUCAGUUCAACCUUUGUCGGAUGAACCUAGCCCAGAACAACUUGUAGAGCUGAAUAAAAUCAGUCUGUUAGAUGAAAAAGAUUAUGGUGAAUACAAGAGUAUGACAGGGGAAUGGAGCCCAGCUGAAGAGAACAGUGAAAACAAACCUCCUCCUAAUAAUAAUAUAUUGGGUCAUAUACUUCGUAGACUGAUGGAAAUGUUCUAUCCUCCAAAACCCAAAUCUUCACGUGAAUUUCCUUCAUUUCCUGUCAAGGGAUGUGUUUUGGGAAAAAUGUUUAGUGGAAAAACUACCUGUGCAAAGUUUGUUGAAAAAGUUUGCAAUAUUCAGGUACUAUCUGUUGGUACUCUGGUUCAGGAGGCCAUUGAAGCUUUUCUUAAUAAUGAAAUGAAAAGUGAAUCCAGCAUAAUAUCACAGGAAGCAGAGAGUCCUGGAGAGCAAAAUGAGGACCAGGAGAACUUACCAAAUUCACCACCAAAUCUAGAGGAGCUCGAAACCACAGAUGCACAACUUACCACAGAACUUACCACAGAACCCAGCACGGAACUUACCAUAGCACUUACCACAGAACCCAGCACAGAACUUAGCACAGAACCAACCACAGAACUUACCACAGAACUUAGCACAGAACCCACCACAGAACCCACCACAGAACUUAACGCAGACAAUUGUCCUGUUGAAAAGGAUACAUCCCAGGAAGAAAUCCAGGAAGAAUUUGAAUUGGAUAGCAAUCAGGAUGGCCUAUCCAAGCUGUCUGUGCGUGCCAAACUUGGUGCUGAAUUACAGAAAUGGCUGAAGAACGGAAAAAGUGUUCCCGAUGAAUUACUAAUUGACAUCCUAUUGGAAGCCAUUGCCCAAAUAUCACCAGAGAAGGGGUGGAUUGUGGAGGGGUUUCCAAUGACAAUCAAUCAGGCAAAGCUAUUUGAAAAAUCCUAUACAGGGAUUGAUGUAGAAGCAAAAGAUCCAAUUUCUGAAAAGCUGUCCCUUGCUAUAGAUCCCAGAGCCCCUACCCAGCCUCCUCCUACCUCACCUGCAUUUGAUGUUUCUAUAUUAUUGGAUAUUUCAGACAGUCUGGUACUGGAACGUGCAGCUAACGUGAAGUUUUUCCACACAGUUGAUGAAAGAAAGGCUUCUCAGUCUGAACAGAGCAGCAAUCAAAAUUCAGAUUCUGAAAUCCUAGAAGAAAAUAUUAACUUGGCCAGGGAGCAGGUGCUACAUAGGAUUUCAGGCUUCCUAAAGACAUGGCCAAAAUUAGAGAAAUGGUUUUCAGUCCAACAAAACAAUCUAGUGAAAGUAAAUGCAGAGACAGAAGAAAGUUUUGUGUGUGAAACAGUGAAGGAAAUUAUAAUAGAAGAAAUUGUGAAAAAUCAGGAUAGAAGGUCUGCUGAGGAAAUACCACCACCACCAGAAGAAGAAGAGGUUUUACCAGUUACAGAUGAAGAAGAGGUUUUACCAGUCACAAAGGAAGAAGAAAAGGUUCUACCAGUUACAGAUCAGUCUCCUUCCUCAUCUGAGGCACCACCAGUGAUUGAACCAGGAUCAGAUGAAUGGAUUUAUGUAGAGGAACCACUUCCCCAGGAGAUGAUUGAUUUUUUAGUACCUUACUGGGAAGUGGUAGAAAAUACAUAUAUUAAUACAAUCAAAACUGUACUUAGAUAUCUAAGGGAUGAACAGUACACUAUAAUUCAUUACACAGCAGAUAUUAGAAAAAAAUUUCAAGAUUAUUUGAAACGUCCACAUCUUAAGCAGGAGUUUGUAUCUCUGUGGCAAGCAGAUUUUAAUUCAAUAUCUAAUGAGCUGCAAGAUGAUGAGGAAACAAAAGCUGAACUACACCAAAGGGUUACUGACCUAAGAGAUCUUCUCUGGGAUAUCUGUAACACCAGAAGGGAAGAGGCAGAGCUGGAACGUAUUGGUAUCAUGAAUGAAGGGUGGCUACCAGAUCGCAGGGGGAUUGCAAUGAACCAUUUCUUUACAAUUAUGCAGGCUGAACUGGAUCGUUUCCAAGAUACAAAGAGACUUCUUCAUGACUAUUAUAGGGCAAUGGAAGGAAAAAUCCCAACAGAAGACACUCAAGAUUUUACUAGAAUCCCAUUGUUAGAUAUUAUUAAUGGAGACCAGAAGGAAGAUCAAGUUGAACCAAGAAGGAUUCCUCUAGUUUCUUUGAAAACACCUACACCAAGUAAUACAGAGUCAGAAAAGAGUGGAACUAAGAAGAAGAGUCUUAAGGAUAAUAGAUCUGAAAAUGAAGUGCCCACUUGCAGGGAUGAUAAAACUCUUGUCAUUGAUGCAUGGCAAGCAGCAGUAACAGCAGUAUCAGAUAUGGUAACAGCUGAAAUAGAGUUUAGAGAAAUGGAGGAAGAAAAUGAACGUCAGCUAAAACAGAAAUCUUCAAAAUCUUCAAAAGUGGCUGGGAGAGAUACCAAAGCUGGCAAAAAUGCAUCUUCCAAAUCACCUCCUAAAAAAAAAGGAGCAAAAGCCACUCCAGCUCCUAUAGACCCAGAAGAAUUAAGGAAAGAAGAACUGGCAGUUAAAAUAAAGCAAGAAUAUUUCAGUGCCUUGAAACUGGAGGAGGCAGCCACAAAAUCUCGGCUAGAACUUGUAAAAGAAAAAGCUUUAGCAUUUCUUGAGGAUCUAAAAUUUAAAGCAGAAGAGGCUUAUAAAGAUAUGGAAAAGUGGCUUGGAUCCACCUUCUUGGAGGAAAGAUCAAGUGUUGAAAGACUGGUAGAGGUUGCACGACAUCAUAUUGAGAGUGCUAGCAAAAUCUUAUAUGAAAUGACUUUAGAAGGAACAGAUUUCUUCAUAAAUGGUGAUGUAAAAAUGGUUCCUGACCCUAUUCCUGACCCUGAUCCUCCACCAGAAUUUCAACGCAUAGAAACCUCUGAAAGCAGUACUCUAACUAUUUCACAACUUACUACACUUCAUACACAGUUUCUGCAGCUGGCACCUAAAGGUUUUGUACUAAAGAAAGUAUUUAUUGAAACUGUUAGUGGCUUGGUUAAUUUGAAUCUUGGAAUAAAUUGCUACCCUGAUGCAUGGAAGAACUUAACAUUUGCAGAUUUAGAAAAACUGGCAUGUGAAUUCACGGUGAACUCACAUCUCACCGACUGGCGCAGAUUCCUGCUGGCAGCAGCGCAGCCUUGGCCAGUGCCGUCUGUGACACAGCUCCUCCAAACACUGCAUGGCUUCAAGUCUCUUGAUGUCACUGGAUCAGGCUUCGUUACACAGGAACACUAUUUACAGGUGGGCUUAUGGUUUAAUGGAAACGAAGAUCUAAGCAUAACAGAAAGUUGUGAAGAACCUGAGUCUUCAGAAAGGCUAAAACAUCUCACAGAGUUUUUCUUCCAUUUAUUUGCGGAUACCAAAAAAGACCCUGUUCUGCUGGACUAUAUUGAGAUGCUGCUUUAUUUCGCCUCCCACUCUGAUCCAGUUGAAGGUGUAUACAGAGCACUUAGCAUUGUUACUGGAGCAUAUAUUCACAGAAAAAGGAAAGCUUCCCUUCCGUGUGUGGAUUCUUCAAGCCCCAACAUAAUGUCAAAUGAAAAGACUUUAAUCGAGGAUGAAAAAGAAGUCUUGAAUUACGCAGGUGAAGAAAUUAUUUCAGUGGCAUCUCUACUCAAAGUGUUUCAUACUGGAAGAAGUAAAGAUGAAGAUUAUAAUAGAUUUAGCUGUCUGGAGAAGGCAGGCAGCUAUGAUAAGUAUUUCGUCAAGGUGUACCAAGAAUUAGGUGCUGAAGAUCUGACACCCAUUGCAUUUGAACUCCUUUUGAAGCAUCCUUUCAUGGAAGAUUUGAUUGACACAUGCCAAGAGUACAAACUUCCUGAUAUAAAAGUCUUUCUCCAAAGAUCCAAAGAAGCACAAUCAACUGAUGGGGAGCAAAACACAUGUGAAGACAUAAAUGUAUGAAAAAUUACUGUUUAUGAACAUUAAGGAAUAUUUUUUCUCAAAAUUUGUAAGAAAUGUGUCUUACAGGUCCAGUCCUCUCUUCCAUGAGAAAAGUUUUUUUGUUUAUUGUUGCAAGAGCAAAAUCCCAUUCCAGCUACACAUUUG